Molecule: messenger RNA, 1218 nt
Organism: Coniophora puteana RWD-64-598 SS2
Lineage: Eukaryota; Fungi; Basidiomycota; Agaricomycetes; Boletales; Coniophoraceae
Exons: 3
Coding region: 63-1052 (329 amino acids)
Source: RefSeq, a predicted model, not a curated record
AGUUCAUCACAGAGCCCACGAGUCACGAGCAGACCGACCUUCCUGAACUGCCUAUCGUCAGCAUGCAGAACGCAAAUGUAACAGCACAACAGCUUCCAACGCCUCCGCCGAGCACUCUCCUCCCUUCCCCAUUACCCCUCCCGAACAAGUCGCAAGCACAAGACCCUCCUCUCAACACUGCGCCGCGAGGAAAUGAGCCUACGGUGGAGGACAGCGGGAUGGUUUCCGUCUCAACAACCUUCUUUCCCGGCUCCCAGACGCAUUUGACUCACCCGGACCUCAUUAUCAUUUCAUCCGAUUCCAUCUUCUUCUACGUUGAGUCAAUCAUGUUGCUCAGCGCAUCCUCCAAUGCGUUUGGCGCUCUUUUCGCUCUACCCGCAAAACACCCGGGUAGCGAUGCCGGUCCCAUUGUAGUAGCCCAAGAACAUUCCGCCAUCCUCGACGUCAUCCUUCACACCAUUUACAAUAUGUCAUGCUCUCAUCAUAACCCCUCGUUUGAUUCGCUAUCAGCCGCGGUGAUGGCCUUCCCCAAGUACGGCUUGUCUACCACCAGGUACAUUGUUCCUUCGACCCCAUUAUACACCCUUCUUCUUUCCCAUGCACCCCUGCGUCCGCUCCAACUGUACGCUCUGGCGGCACAGUACGACCUCCAUGAUCUGGCUGUUCCUACCUCAUCCCACCUUCUCUCCUUCUCUCUUCCAUCUCUCACCGACGACAUGGCAGACCGGAUUGGCUCGCGAUACCUUAGGCGCCUGUUCUUCCUGCACCUCGGACGCACCGACGCAUUGAAGCGCAUCCUCCUGCAACCCCCGCAUCCGCACGCGCCCUCACCAACGUGUAGCUUUGAAGAUCAAAACCGAGUGUCGCGGGCGUGGGCGCUUGCGUCUGCAUACCUCGCUUGGGAUGCGAGGCCAGAUCUAUCGACGGCUGCGUUGCAGGCGGCUCUGGGACCGCUGGGCGAGAAGGUGCGAUGCAGCCUGUGUCGUGAGGGGCUCCAGGAGCGGCUAAAGAACGUCAUUACGGAGUGGAUUAUCGUUAAAAGGACGAUUUGAACGCCUUCGCCACUGAUACCAAACCCCCUCCUGUGGAUUAUUCUGGACUCCUGAUACACGACGACACGGAAUGAUCAGUUCACGCCAUUUUAUUUUCGAUAUGUUUUGAUUUAUUUAUUUCGCACCAACUACUAUACCACCGACUCACCUUCUGUUCCAACACAAC